Molecule: messenger RNA, 1227 nt
Organism: Pseudo-nitzschia multistriata
Lineage: Eukaryota; Bacillariophyta; Bacillariophyceae; Bacillariales; Bacillariaceae
Source: the annotation of a GenBank genome assembly
GCAGCGGGAGAGAAAGAAGAAGAGCAAGAAGGAGACGAUCGACUGCCGCAACCGAACCACUGCGCACCGAGCCAACACAACACCCACCACAAUGGAGUGUGUUCCGGACCAUCGCCGUUUCCGUGCCUCGCAUCCCUGGCCCUCUCCGUUCGGAUUGGGAGCCUCCUCCCCCGCAUUCCAACCGGACCGCAGCAGCGCCCGGGGGACACCGCGCGCCGGUUCGGCAAAGCGCCAGAGGGGCUGGGAGCUUGACCACCCGCGGCACGAGCGAGUGGAAGAACCGGGGCAUUGUCCACCGGAACACCACGUCAUUCUUUCGUCUUCCCAGGAGGAGGAGGAGGAGCACGACGAAUCCCCGAUGCACCGCGGAGACGACGACUUCUUCUAUGGCGAGUUCCGACCCAGCGCCGGCAAGCGACAACGCUUGGCCCCGCCCCCCGGCGAGAUCGCCGACGUCCCGCCCAGAAGCAGCGAUGCGGAUCUCUCCCCGGAAGAGCCGCGGCUCGUCCCGAUGGAAGAUUGGUUUCCGGUUUCGGGAGAAGCCUUUGGAGACACCGACGCAAGCGAGCGCUUCGAGAGCGAGCACGAAUGCGAGCACGAAUGCGAGCACGAAUGCGAGCACGAAUGCGAGCACGAAUGCGAGCACGAAUGCGAGCACGAGUACGAGCACGAGCACGAGCACGAGCACGAGCACGAGCACGAGCACUCGGAGUGGUGGAAGAACCGCCCCCCCCCUGCAGGCCCCGACUCUUCGGUCUCCCGGCGGUGCGUCGUGGAGCAGGAGGCCCGGGCUUCCGGAACAAGGGGGCUUUCCCCCGGGGGCACCACCGAGGCCUCCUGCCACGUCUGCCACAGGGCCUUCCGGCUGCCCCCCCCGGCCCCUUUGGCGAGCGUCAUGCCCGCGAACGCCCUCCUGAACUACUUUGCCCCCCUCCGCCCGCAGAAGGGCCGCGACGYUCCCAUGGCCAAGGGGGCCCCCCUUCCGGCCUCCAAGGGGAUCUGCGCCUGCUGCGACCGGCCGGUCUGCAAGGGGUGCCGCAAGCGGUGCGGGGCCUGCGCCAAGCACUUUUGCUCCUUUUGCACCAUCACCGUGGGCGAGCACGAGGGAGAGGUCCCCGGGACCUUUUGCCUGGACUGCUGCUAGUYCCCGCCGCGGGGAUUUUCGGGAGUGUUGGGCGGUUGUGGGUUGCUCCGUCGAGCGAACCCAAAUACAAUACAUUGUGCAUG